Molecule: messenger RNA, 811 nt
Organism: Gigantopelta aegis
Lineage: Eukaryota; Metazoa; Mollusca; Gastropoda; Neomphalida; Peltospiridae
Exons: 4
Coding region: 59-568 (169 amino acids)
Source: RefSeq, a predicted model, not a curated record
AGCCUCCACAGCAGAUGAAAUUCAGACACCAAGCCUCAAGAAAGAAAAUACCGUAAUAAUGAUGCAGUUGGUUGUUUUCGCUGUGAUUGCUGCCAUAUGCAUCACAGAAUCAUACGCCUUACUAUUUGAUGACAACUUUUCAAAUUUCGCAUGCCGAAAAAGGAACAUCGAGUGUUGCCCUGGUUACACGUGUAAAUCUGGGUUUGGCAUUGAACCGACUUGCGUCAAGGACAACUUCAUAUGUGAAGAUUUCUUCGACUGGGGUUCUGAACACACAGCCUUCACUUCACAGCUCUCGAGCGUGGCGAACAAUCUAGAGACAUGCACCCCGUCCAGCAGAAACCGUGCCAUCUUCGGCAGCAAAGGCUGCGGCAAGCUUGCUAAGUGCUGCCGAGUGAAGUCCGGCGACGGCUGGUGGGAUCAGAUGUUCGAGAGGAAGACCGGCAUCUGCGUGACGUCACCUUCUUACAACCCGUGUAAUAGUGACCAAACGAAGAACUGCAAAUGUCCCACUGAACACGACGACGGCUGGGAUUGGUUGUUGGAUCUUCUGAAGAAUGCAAACUAACUGCCAAGAAUCUUUGUUUUAAAGAGACUGUCGAUCCUGAGCCUGCUGCCUUUAUAAGGUGUUUCUACCAAAAGCACACAAUAAUUAAGCUAUGAAUAUUUUUUAGUAAGAAAGUAUAUUUGAACCAGAAAUACCAAACAUUGUUUUGAGGACAACAUACCUUUAAUUUUCAACUAAUUUCGUAAUUCAGUAAGCUCCAUUCUUUUCAUGUAAGCCUUAAGGCAAAUAAAAUACUAAAAUACU